Molecule: messenger RNA, 1845 nt
Organism: Callithrix jacchus (white-tufted-ear marmoset)
Lineage: Eukaryota; Metazoa; Chordata; Mammalia; Primates; Cebidae
Source: RefSeq, a predicted model, not a curated record
AUGGCCCGGCACCGGUUUCCUCCUAUUAGCCUUGGCAGGCCCAAGCAUUGGGUCCUGAAGUCGGCCUCUCCAGGCCCAGCUCCUACCCACCUGGUGUCUCCUCCCCAUGGGCUUAAAACAUCAUCAUGUGGGCCCCUUCAAGGCCAGCUCCUACCUCCCAACGGCCCUCUGGGGCCUAGUUUUGGUCUUCCGUCGGCCUCUCUGGGAGGCCCAACCUCUUCUUCACUACUGGCAGCCUUCCCAUGCCUGGAUCCUCUUCCUGGCCACGUCUAUGGUCCCAUGUUUUGCCUCCCAGAAGACUCCUUUGGCUCUGCUUUUGGCCAGCUUCCUGCAGCCUUUUGUUUUCAGCCCAAAGCUUCCUUGGAACUUUUGGGGCAUCCCUUCUGCUUCUCAGUGGCCUCCACAGGCCCAGCUACCUCCUUACAGUGGUCUCUCCAGGCCCAGCUCUGGCCUCCUUAUCGCCUUUCCAGCAACAGCCACUCUCUGCUGGCAGCUUUGCCAAGCCAAGAUCCUUGGUCUUUCCUCUGUCGGCCCAAAGUGUUAUCAAGUGGGGCUUUCCAGGCCUCUAUUCUGCCUCCUGGUGGCCUUGACAGACCCUGCUAUCUCCUGACAUUGGCUGCUCCAGGCCCAGCUCUGGACUUCCCACAGCCACCCCAGCACCAGUUGCUGCCUGCUCGCGGCUUCCCCAGGCCAAGAUUCUGCCUGCCUGCCUGCAUCCCGGCUGCAUCCACAGGCCCAGCACCUCCCUCACACUGUCCCAUUGAGGCCCAGCUCAUGCCUGUGACAAACCUCUCCAGACCCAGCUUUCACCUCACACUGGCCUCGAGUCUAGGCCCAGGUCCUCCCUCGCAGUGGCCUUCUUCAGCACAACUCGCCUAUCACGGACUCUCCCGGGCAGCUCCUGCUUCUUGGUGGCUUCUCCAGGCCUUAAGCUUCCUCUCUGGGCCUGGCCUCACCAGGCCCAGCUCCUGCCUGUGCCAGGCCCCUCCGAGCCCAGCCUCCACCUUUCAGUGGACCCUCCAGACCCAGCUCGUAGCAUCACCGUGGCCUCUGCUGAGGCCCAGCUCCAUCCUCUGGGCCAGCCUUUAUUCUCAGGCCUGCCCCCGGCCUUCCCAUGGCUCCUUCGGACCAAGCUGGUGCCUCCCGGUGGCCCUCCCGGGCCCAGCGUUGGCCUUCUGGCAUCCUCUCUGUUUCCAGAAUGUCUUCAGGUCGGCCUCUUUUGGCCCUGCUGUGUCUGGAAGCCCCAGGCUUUCCUUGCAAGAAGCAUCAUAGGCCCAGCUUCUUCCCACCUCUCGGUAACUUCUGUACACCUCAGCCUUCCUCAAAUGGACUUUUCAGGCCCUCCUUCAGGCUCCUGGUGGUCCAGACAGACACAGCGCUUUCCUCAAAGCAGUCUAUUAAAGCCUAGCUAUUAUCUCUUGUGGGCCUUCUGAGACUUAUUUAAUACCUGUUUUUCAACCCUUUUGGCAGGUAUUUCUUUUGUACACACUGGCGUUUCCAAGACCAUCUCCUUAGUCACGUCUGCCUCUGAAGAUGCAACUUCUGUUUUGCCAUGGACUUUUUUUACCUCAGUUCCUGCCUCACGAUGGCCUCUUCAGGCUUUUCUUUUGCCUCUUAAUGGACACUCAAGUCUCAUCUCCUCUCAUGGUGACUUUUUCUGCAGUGCACUUGCGUUAUAAUGGACUCUUCUCGAGCCAGCUAUAUAUGUCUUUGAUUUUCAACUGCAUCUAGAAUCCCAAAGCUUCCCUGGACUCUCAUGUGUUUAGUUCCUAGCAGUGUGCCUAGACUAAAUGCCUAUGUCUCCUUUUAAUCUUGAAAGUGUAUUUCUGACUGAUUUAUAGUAAA